AUGGCGGCCCCGCUGAAGCUGGAGCAGGAUGUGCAGGGGAAGGUGGACUCGUUUCGGGCCCGCAUUGCGCAGGAGGCCCAGGACCUGGUGUCCACCUUCUUCCCGCAGAAGCUGUCCGAACUGGACAGCCGAGUCCAGGAGCUCCGCCUGCAGGACCUGUCGCGGAUCCGCUCGGUGCCGGCUCCCCCUUGCGCCCCGGACACGGCGGGGGAUGGGCCCAGCUGGGACCCACUGGCCACCCCAGGCCCCGGCCCGGUGGCCGCCAAAGGCCCGGCGCUGCCCUGCGCCGAGGGGCAGCUGCUGCGCAGCAACCACCACCUGGUGGAGCUCAUCGAGCGCGUCAAGCCCGAGAUCGAGCUGCUGCGAGAGAAGUGCAACACGGUGCGCAUGUGGGUGCAGCUGCUCAUCCCCAGGGUGGAGGACGGCAACAACUUUGGGGUGUCCAUCCAGGAGGACACGGUUGAUCAGCUGUGGACGGUGGAGAGCACUGCCGCCUCCUACCUGCGGCGCUUCUCGACCUACUACAACACGCGGGCCAAGCUGGUGUCCAAAAUUCUGAAGUACCCGCAGGUCGAGGACUACCGGCGCACAGUGGCCGAGGUGGACGAGAACGAGUACCUGAGCGUGCGCCAGAUCCUGCUGCACGUGCGCAACCAGUAUGCCACGCUGCAUGAUGUCAUUGUGAAGAACAUUGACAAGAUCCAGACGCCCCGCAGCACCCACGCCGAGGAGCUCUACUGAGCCUCUGGCCGGGUUGGCAGGUGCACGCAGUGUGGACUGCAGUGUGGACCGGGGCACCUCCUCCACUACUGGCCAGGGCCUCCUCCUGUUGGCCACACCAACUUGGCUGAGGCGAAGGGCUCCUUCCACCUGCUCCCGAGAGGCUGGACAACUGUGAACUGUCUAGGGGCUUCACCCGCAGGUCCCCAG
Molecule: messenger RNA, 930 nt
Organism: Suncus etruscus (white-toothed pygmy shrew)
Lineage: Eukaryota; Metazoa; Chordata; Mammalia; Eulipotyphla; Soricidae
Product: proteasome activator complex subunit 3-like
Exons: 1
Coding region: 1-741 (246 amino acids)
Biological process (GO): regulation of G1/S transition of mitotic cell cycle; positive regulation of endopeptidase activity; regulation of proteasomal protein catabolic process
Cellular component (GO): cytoplasm; proteasome activator complex; nucleoplasm
Molecular function (GO): endopeptidase activator activity
Source: RefSeq, a predicted model, not a curated record